Messenger RNA from Phyllostomus hastatus (greater spear-nosed bat), 4078 nucleotides. RefSeq names its product HBS1 like translational GTPase (gene HBS1L). Gene Ontology annotation, molecular function: GTP binding; GTPase activity. Gene Ontology annotation, biological process: translation. The record is from RefSeq and is a predicted model, not a curated record. The transcript has 5 exons. NCBI's taxonomy places the organism in Eukaryota, Metazoa, Chordata, Mammalia, Chiroptera, Phyllostomidae. Bases 164 to 2065 code for a protein of 633 amino acids.
GCGCAGGGCGCAGACUAGACGUCGGGCGUGCGCAGGCGCUCAGCGCUGAGGUUUGCCGGAAGCUAAAAUGGCGUUUAGGUGUUCUCCAGGCUGCAGUUGGCGCGUUAUCAGUUUCUGAGCCGGUGUUUUGUAAGGGGCAGUGGCGACCGUCCUCUUCGCCGCCAUGGCCCGACAUAGGAAUGUUCGAGGCUAUAACUACGAUGAAGAUUUUGAAGAUGAUGAUCUCUAUGGCCAGUCUGUAGAGGAUGAUUAUUGUAUUUCGCCAUCAACAGCUGCUCAGUUUAUUUAUUCACGACGAGACAAACCUGGUGUUGAGCCUGUAGAUGAAUGUGAUUAUGAAGACCUGAAGGAAUCCUCCAAUUAUCUUUUAAACCAUCAGCUAAGUGGAUUUGAUCAAGCUCGUCUUUAUUCAUGCCUUGAUCACAUGAGAGAGGUAUUUGGAGAUGCUGUGCCAGAUGACAUACUGAUUGAAGCAGUUCUGAAGAAUGAGUUUAAUGUGGAGAAGGCUUUGUCAAUGGUUCUGGAACAAGAUAAAAUGCAGAAGUUGAAAGUCAACAGUGAGGGAGCAAUACCUACAGGAAAGAUAGCAAAAGGAGUCUUAUUAUCUUACUCUGAAGUUUCAGCUGAUGAUGUUCAAAGCUCUUGUCCUCAGUCUGCAAACCAUUUGGAUUGCAGUAGCAAAGCAUUUGAUUUUUCUGGUCCAGUAGCAAAAUGUGGAUUGUAUCGUAAUUCCUUAAUUGUACCAAGUCACUUUUUACUUCAUAAAAAAAAGAAACUUGACAGGCUCAAAAGUAAAAAGAAACUAGAAUCAUGUAAGUUAACAAAAGAGCUGUCACUAGCUGAACUAAUUGAUGAUAUGCCAAGAGAUUCUUAUAAAAAUCAGUCAUCAGUCAGAUUAUCAUCCACAGAUAAUCUGGAAAGUCUAAUUUCAAAGAGUCUAGAUGCUGAUUUGUUAAGUCCUCGUGCAUCUGAAUGUGUUUCCAAAGAUGACUCUCUGUUCAAAGGAAUACCAGAUUUAAAAUCCUUAAUGAUAAAGAACAUAACACCAAAUUACUCUUUAUUUACUCAAAAUGAUUCACUACCCGAUUUGCAAAAUAUUUCAGUACAAAGCAGUUCAGAAAGUUUAAAUAAUCCUUUGCUCUUAACUAGCUCACUGGAAAAUAUGGCUCUUGAUAAUUUAAAUGAUCAUAAAAUGACUGAAAUUGGAAAUGUUUCUUCAAUUGAACAAAGUGCAAAGAAUUGCAUUUUUAAAAAUGACAAUUUUCAGUUUUCUCAAUGUGGAAGUCCAUCUCUAGCUGAACUGUGUCAGGACCACAAAGAAAACAAUUCAAGUCAAUGCUGUUCUUUAUCUGAUCUUUGUAACCAGCCAUCGGCCAGUUUCUCCGAUCUAAGUUUGGGAUCCUUUCCCCUAUCACAACUAGCAAAUCGGUGCCAAUCUUCAGUCGGAGUAUCAGAAUUAACAGGAUCUCUGUCAUCUUUGGCGUUUCGCAAAACUUCUCCUACAAGAGACUUUGAGAAUUUGUCACUUUCUGAUUUGAUUGCAGAAACGAUUGAUAUAGAUAAUUCUCAGAUUAAGAAAGAUUCCUUUAAGCUCGGUUUAUCUGAAAUGAGGUCACCUGAAAUAGAUUCAAAUAUUGAUCUUAGCAUUCUUAUAAAAACCCCAGAUUUUGUUCUAAAACCUGUAGUAGACCAAUCAAUUGCUCCAACUCCAGGAACUCAAGUUCUGAGUUUGAAGCUAGGGAAAAAUUCUAUGUCUGUUAAAGAUAAUAAGAAAAACAAUAAGGGCUCUCAGGCUAGGAAACCACCUUUUUCUUUGUCUUGGACCAAGGCCCUUGCCGCUAGACCUUCAGCUUUUGCUUCAACACUAUGUCUUCGUUACCCAUUGAAAGGCUGCAAGCGACGCACCCUUGACCUUUAUAAGACUUUUCUUUAUAGUAGACAAGUCAAAGACAUAAAAGACAAAGAAAUAAGUCCUCUUAUAGCAAUAACACCAUUUGACUUCAAAUCAGCAUCUCCUGAUGACAUCGUAAAAGCUAAUCAAAAGAAAGUUUUUACUAGAGAAUAGUAACAAAAGGAAAACUUGGUAACUGUUUAAGAGCUUUUCAUUUUAAAGUGAUUUAAAGUCUUUAUGGGAUGACUUUAUAUCAUGGAUUUAAGUUGUGAUUUUUAUAUUAAAAUAGUCUUAAAUCAGUUGAUAACUUUAGUCGAUACAUAUUUUUGCACUGAAAUUUCAUUUUUACUCUAUCUUUUUUAGUGAUAACUGGCUUUAUUUAAGUUGAUAGCCUGUAAUGGGUGUAUGUUUACAAAUUGCAUAUGAAAACUUGAUAUUGUGAAAUCAAACCUCAGAGACAGUAUUUUUGUUUCGAGUAUUGACAUUUUUUACAAUGAGACAUUAUUUUUUGUGCUUUGUUCUUAAACGAAAUGCUACUACGUAGGAUUAUUAUAGUUUAGUGAUGAAGAUUUUUUAAAAUCACUAAACAUAAGCAUAGCUGAGACAUAAUUACAUUUUAAAAUAUCAAUAUGAUCCCUAGUUUCAUUAAUUUUCUGUAGGUGACUCCUAAAAUUUUCUAUUGGAAAAAUCUUUAAAUUCCUGACUUUGAAGAAUACUGUGGAGGUUGUUGAAAUACAUUUUUGAUGAAAAUAAAAUGAAAAUCCUUUAAGGGACCAUGUAAAUAUUGAGGUUGGAUUAAUACAGAAAUUAUUUUUAUACAUUUUCAAAAACAUUUUUCCUAAAUGCACACUUUAAAAUAAAUUUUUAGAAAGUGUUUUCAAGUCUGGUUGCAUGUUCUUUGAAUAGAUAAUUUUAUCAUACCUCUUUUUUACUGUAAGUAACGAAAUGUGGACCUUUCCUCUUUGCUCCUGACAGCUGUGCGCUACAAUCUAAGUUUCAGCAGUGGCAGACCGAGUAAGCGUUCUUCUGGUCUGUAGAACCAGUAUGUUUCUUCAUACUAGCAGUCAGAAUUGUUGGGGGAGUUUUUCAGAUACUGUGGCUUCCCCUGAGACGUGGUCACCCAGUGUUUGAGGGUGACAUUUGGGAAUGUGUGUUUUCACAGUAGUCCCAAUGGGAUUUGGAUGUGUUACUUCUACUGGAGAACUAUUGCCUUAGAGAAAGAAAUCAGUAGAAUGGAAGGAAUUGCUAAUUCUUAGAAUAAUAUUUGACCAACUUGAAUUUAUAAUUUACAUUUUCUAGUAAUCAGAAAUACCAAAAAGUUACUAAAUAGAAAUUAUGGUCUUUAUGUAAGAGGAAGUUGAUAUUAUAGUGUUUCUUAGAGGAAAAAAAUAGUAUUUAAAAUAUUAAUUUUUAAUGAAAAGAGAAAUAGCAGGUCUUUUACCAGUAAAAAAAAUAUAUUUCUCUGGCAGCUACUUCACUAUACUUUUGAUAAACUUUUUUUGUAUUUGUAUUUUCUAUUUAUUUGCAGAAUGACAUUCCAGUCUUUUAUAUUAUAUGCAUUGUUUUGAGGGGAAAGCCUAAGCCAGCAUUAUGUCUUUAUUGUUCUUGACCACUUUUCUUGUGAUGUCUUCAGGUUUUAUUUUUAAUUGAAUAUUUCAGUGCCAAUCAUACUUGUGCUUAGGUCACAUAAAUCACAUAUUUUAUGUUUCAUUUUAAAGUUUGAAUUACUUCAGCUGUUGAUUUUGUUUUUCUAGAUGAAACAUCUUAGUUAUUUUGAACUUUUAGUAUAUGACUCAUACCUAGAUUUAUAUAUAGGCAGUCUCCAGCUUAGAAGUGAAUUGUGUUCUAAGAGUUUGUUUGUAACUGACAAUAAUUCCUGAUAGAGUAAGUGCUACAUAUGUGGUCCACUUUGCAUGUGAAUCCACAAAUGCUUCCCUAACCCAUACUGAAGUUGAACUGUAUCAUAUCUGCCUUUCAACAAACCAAUUUUCAAGUGGAAACACAAUACUUUUUAAGUCACAUAGUAGAUCUUGCAGCAUGAGCUAAAUCUCCCUUUGUUGGCUGGUUAGGAUUAUAACUACCAUUUAUGAAAUUAUUUUAGGGGGAAAAGUCUUAUAUUACAGGAUGAUAGGGAAGGCAACAACUUUUAAAUGUCUCCCUAUUUUUGUUUCUGUCAUGGCUACUGGU